CUGCUCUGGUCGCGGCCAGCGUCGGUUCAGUGUCGUGACAGCAGUCCUACCGGGUGGAGGCUAUCACCAACCGUAGCUUGCAAGCCGCCGUGCCAUCCGUGCGUGCUCGAAAACCGUUACAAGACCUACGCGCUCGAAUUCCGAAUGAUCGAAGGAAUUCCGUAACCGUACCGAGGAUACCGUAGUUCGGUGGGGUUUAAUUUGCGUUGAUUAAAGCGAUUCGGAGGUUCGUCUUUCGAUCACGUUUCGAAUUAGCAACUGCCGUUCGGCGGAUCAAUCAUGUGCGUGAAAGAAGUAAAAUUUUCAACAACGGGUGAAAACUGUGUUCUGCUCUAUGCGGUCGGGUACAUUCGAGAGUGUGUGCAUUGUGCUUGUUGCUACGAUUGCUGCGUUUGAGCAUUGUACGCCUGUGUUUUGCAAAACUAAUAGCCAUCCAAAACGGUCAGGACCACACGUUGGAUGUAGUCGUCAUUGGUACGGAUGUUUGUGCGUUUCUAUGUGUGUGCGUGUGUGAGUGUAUGUGUACGGGUCCUCGCGCCAUGUCAACCAGUGCACUUGCAGUACAUAAUGGCAUUGUCCUUGAUAAUUACGUGUGUGGCGACACUGAAUUACAGUAGACAGAUGAGAGCUGUUUGCUUGUCCAGUAGCGAGUUGUUGAGUUUUUGCUAAGUGCAUUAAAUACAAACAACGUGUCGGUUCGAUUAUCGAAACACACGAACACACACACAUUUUAAGAAGUUUGAGAGCGCGGCAUCACAUCAGGACAUCAGUGGGCGAGUAAUUUUUGCCUGACGGAUGCCCAAGAAGCAUAAUGACAUAUGGACGCAUCGAUCAGUAGCCGCAUAUCAAGAAAGCAGGAGCGUGGAUGGGUCAUCUCUCAUCAUCGUGGUGAUUUUUUUCUUUCUCUCGUCUCCAUCCGACACUAAACAAAGCUACUCUCCACGCUAGCGAAGCGCUAGCUUGAUCGGGUUACACACUGCGUCAUUGCAUGACUAAUACGAAUGGGUUGGAUUCUGCACAAGGGCGGCCGGGUUUAAUGUCACGCCUGUCAAGGCUUAUCACAAAGCGUACAUUCCUUUGCAGUUUAGAUUGACUUGCAGAACAUUCUUCUCCACUACUACCCCGGCAAGUCUCUGGAGGUUUACCUAACGUUUCCCGAGCCCGAGAGCAGCAUUUCAUUGUCGAAUGAAUUGUGCAUACGCGACAAGUUUGUCUGACCAGUAGAGCAGGCACCGUAUUCAUAGUUUGUACACGCUACACUACACUUACAUUGUUGAGUGGCACAACUCCAGCCAACUCCAGCAUAUCGCAAGCGCAGCCUGUGAUACGGCCUGUGAUUUUAGCGAUGGGCUCGUAUCGGCGUGGUCCUUGGCACAAAAGUUGGCACCAUCGUUCGAGCAUGUACUGUGCCGCUUCGUGGACGUUCUGGACCAAGCUGAUGCUGAUUCACGUAAGCUACAUAUCGAUCGGGGCGGUACGAAACGGGGACUGGGCUACGAUGAACAGCAACGAGUGGCGCCCACCAGAACCGAACCCAUGGUCACCGUUGGACGGACCCGCUGACAGCCCGGUGACAUUGUUGACAAGUUCGCUAGAUCAUGCCGCUCAAAUCGGCAGCUCAUCCACAUCGCAUCCGUUGAGGUUGGACCAGGAAGGGUACGAGGCGAACGGUGCGUCGGUAGCGGAUGUCAUACAUUCGACGGUCGACUUACCCUCAAGCGUAACAAGUUUCUACCACUCCCGGGCAAACGCGCCCCAACCGCUGCCAACGGCGGAAAAACAUUUCCUGUUCCGGCGUGAUUUGAGCAAAGCGCGUCAUACAUUAGCGGCGGCUCGGGCGUGGCCAGACAAUGGAACCGGUGCCAUUUGCCAAGAUCCUGGAUCGAUGGACGGAAAUUGCACCACGAACCGGGACCGGCCACCACCGCCAACACUAAUGACUGCCGCAAGCACUAACGGCACCCUGGCCGAGGACCUCUCGUCCGUCCUCCAAUUUCCACCGAACCGUACCGCGAACGAGUCCGCGUUCGGGAUGCUGAAGGAGCUGGAAUUAGCCACACUCCAGUCGCCGCUGGAGGACAACCACACCGCCCACAGCAACUCCGCCGUCAACCUGAACGACCACAAUGACGCCCUGUGCGAUGACGAUUCCGAUCAGCUGGAGUACAACGAGAACUGUUUCAUCGAUCACAACGUUACUUGCGUGGGCGAUCCGGACUUUUGCAAUCUCACCUACAGCGAGUACCGACAGCUGCUGAUGGAUUACAUCUACCCUUCGACGGGCGAGUGGAUUCUCAUUGCCUCGCACACCGUUGUCUUUCUGAUGGGGCUGGUCGGCAAUGCACUGGUAUGCAUAGCGGUGUACACCAACCAUACGAUGCGCACCGUGACAAACAUCUUCAUCGUCAACCUGGCCGUGGCCGACUUCUUCGUGAUUCUGUUCUGUCUGCCACCGACCGUCGUAUGGGAUGUGACCGAAACCUGGUUCAUGGGGAAGGCCAUGUGCAAGGUGGUAAUCUACUUUCAGACCGUUUCGGUGACAGUUUCGGUACUGACGCUGACAUUCAUUUCGAUCGAUCGAUGGUAUGCGAUAUGCUUUCCCCUGCGCUACAAACCGAGACCCGAACGUGCCUGGCGCUCGAUUGCCCUCAUUUGGCUCAUUGGCUUCCUGUCGGACCUGCCCGAGUUCCUGGUACUGACGACGAGACGCAAGAAGUUACGGUUUGACAUCAAACUUUUCACCCAGUGUGUCGCAACGUGGGACAACGAGACGGAAAAAACUUUCUACAUCUUCAAGUUUGUGCUGCUCUACACGCUACCGCUGCUCUUCAUGACCGUAGCCUACUUCCAAAUAGUUCGCGUACUGUGGCGCUCGGACACUAUCCCCGGCCAUCGGGAAUCCCGCAACCAGCCGUGUGGCAGCCGCACAGUUCACAGCACCAGGACGACACUGAAUUGUGUGGGGAACACAAGCACCAUGGGCCAGCUGCGGGCACGGCGGAAAGCGGCCAAAAUGUUAGUAGCGGUGGUGAUCAUGUUCGCCGGUUGCUAUUUUCCAGUGCACAUGCUGAACGUCGCAAGGUAUACCGUCGACAUUGGGCAGAGUGAUAUCGUGGCUGUGCUAUCUCUAUUUUCCCACUGGCUCUGCUACGCAAACAGUGCCGUGAACCCUGUGAUCUACAACUUCAUGAGCGGCAAAUUCCGACGUGAGUUUAAAAAUGCACUGGAAAAAUGUCGCUGCCUGCGAAGCUCCCAUGCCUACGGUGGCCGCGUCGGAGGCUAUGAUGAUCGGUCGCUGUGCCACACGGCGACCCGCUUGAACGUGAGCCCCAGCACCAGAAGCAAUUAUCAUUUGGCCAGUGUAAGAGAUGCCAGGUUUAAGCAACACACCCAGCAGACGUCAUUCAACGGAAGCCGACAUCAGCAUGGUCGCAACAGCAUCAAUCAUCCGGGCAGUCUUCAGCCACAAAUCUCGCCCAUCUCGGUCGAGGAACGGUUGGCGCUCACCAAAAGCUUGGACGGCUGCGAAACCCUUCAGCUGACAAAUCGGAAAAAUUCCUCCACCCUCGCCGGAACUAAUGGCAGCGGCCUAGGGCAAGGCAAAACCACCAACAGUGGGAACGGCGUAGGGAAUGGGAAUGGCCAACCAUUGCUGCAACACAGCCACAAUCAUCAUCAUUCUCAUCAGCAGCAGCAACAGCAGCAGCAGCACUGCAAACAGCAUGGCGAACAAAUGCUCGCCGAUGGUGGUGGCUUAGUGGCCAAUGAAGAUAGUGCCGGUCGCCAGGACCAAUCUGUCACCGCUCCACCGACCAUGCUAAUGAUAGUAAAUAAAUCGAGCCAUUGUAAAAUCGGUGGCACAUGACAGGCAAAACUGCACGUCUCGUGGCGAAAGCCGCGUCCGGACAAGAAACCCUGGACGCAAGUGCACUAGAGAAGGAACACUUACUCUAUCCUAUCAAGAACGAUUCCUCUUGAAGCACGAUCAUCUGACCGUGUACCGGACAACACUUAACCGUUCGUGCAAAGCAACGAAGCGCCACGAAUCUAGAUAGUAUUCCAAAGAUAGGAGAAGCUUAUGUGGAGUGAAGUUAAUGUAAAUUGAGUUUGAUAUCUUAUGAAAGGGGGCGCUCGAUGGAUGUGCCGCCGAUCCUUCCCAAAAUGCAUGUAUACUGCAUGUACUACUGUACGUCAACUAUUAGCAACGAACGAACGAACGAACGAAAUCGGUGGCUGCGUUAGCCAGAAACCACCCCACCACCACCAUCAAAUUCCAUAACCACCAAUUAUUAACUACUUGUUGGAGUAUCAUCCUGUGGGUCAGAGCUUUUGCGUCAUGGUAACUACCCGUGCGGGUGAGCUGCGGACGAGUUGUGCAAAAAUUAAUGCAAUAACUGGCAUCAAAAUAAUACCUACUAACAAACAAAGAUCCGUUUCGUUGCUAGCUAUGCGAUCCUUUUCCACUGGAUGAUAAUCUGACAACAUAGUUGUAGCUUCGAUACACGCACCACAAUCGAUACGUGCGAGCACGCCGUACUUCCAAAUCGAUUGUGAUGCUGUUCGACCAACGAUUUGUGUAUUGUGAGCGCUGGGCAAAAACCGGUACAAGCGAAUCGCCUCGCUCGAUAGGACCUUCGAUAGGAGCUGUGCAGUUUGUUUCUGAUGGGCAACGGGAUAAACUGUGCGGCUCGUAUCGCUUCGAAAUCAUAUUGCAAGCAAGGUGCACCCUUUUAUUCCACUGAAACGUUUAAGAUAUAGUAUGUAAAAAGAAAUCACCCGAACUAUCGAACUCUUGUACAUAUUGUUAUAGUUAAAUAUAUUCGUGUAACGAUACUUUCUGUAAAAACGAAGAUGCUCUAACUGUAUGCAAACAAGUCAAUAAAAAUUUGCUACCCGUGGAAUGUGCCGCGAACGGAUGCAAUCUGGUUCUGACUUUCACACGAUACCGAAGGAUGUACCGUAAUAUACCGAUUUUUCAUCAACCAA
Molecule: messenger RNA, 4986 nt
Organism: Anopheles stephensi (Asian malaria mosquito)
Lineage: Eukaryota; Metazoa; Arthropoda; Insecta; Diptera; Culicidae
Product: tachykinin-like peptides receptor 86C
Exons: 11
Coding region: 1346-3865 (839 amino acids)
Biological process (GO): feeding behavior; G protein-coupled receptor signaling pathway
Cellular component (GO): membrane
Molecular function (GO): orexin receptor activity
Source: RefSeq, a predicted model, not a curated record